Messenger RNA from Larimichthys crocea (large yellow croaker), 7664 nucleotides. It is a transcript of the gene magi3a, whose product is annotated as membrane associated guanylate kinase, WW and PDZ domain containing 3a. The transcript is spliced from 21 exons. Lineage: Eukaryota; Metazoa; Chordata; Actinopteri; Sciaenidae. Gene Ontology annotation, molecular function: protein binding. The coding region runs from base 958 to 5400 and encodes 1480 amino acids. Gene Ontology annotation, cellular component: cell-cell junction; cytoplasm. Gene Ontology annotation, biological process: signal transduction. The record is from RefSeq and is a predicted model, not a curated record.
AAAAAAAAAAAAAAAAAGUUAUGGAGUGAAGCCUAAUCCGAUCACGUCUGUCUGUUUCAUGCUGCUGCGUAGUUUUGGCUGUGGCUGUGGAGGAGCGCAGAGCGCGUAACGGAGAACAAGGAGCAAGUGUUUCAGUGCUGAAAGGGAUCAGAUAACAGCCCCGGUUCAGAGCAGGGACAGGUAUGUUUUUCCGUUUCCAAGGACUGCCUUGCUGAUGUCACCGAGGAGGAGGAAGGAGGAGGAGGAGGAGGGCACCAGAGGAGGACAGGUGCGCGCAGUAAACUUGUUUCUCGGGUGAUCUUGGAUGAAGAGCUGUCACUGAGCGGACUGCUUCACCACUUCUUUCUUUUUAACUUCUACACCACUCAUCUUUUUUUUUCCAUGGGCAGUGUUAUCAAUCGGAUUGUAAGUCUCUGAAGUCUCAAGUGGAAUAUAUUCACUCCGCGCUUUUUGGCUCUCCGGCGCGCACGAACUGCUUUUGCUUGGGCUCACACGAUCCGGAUCCUGCUCUGUAAACAUCAGGGGACGGUUUAACGACGCUUUGGGAAGCUGUGUUUGUGUUUUUGUUUUUUUUAAAUACAUGUGCACAUUUGCUGUGAAGUGGGGCUGUGAGAACGAGACGCCCCAGCAUCAGAAAACGGCACUUUCCGCUUCAAUGCGACACUGACGCAGCUGGUCUCGCAUCCCAGUCACAGACAGGUGAUGCUCGAGUAAAUUCAAUGGAAGGAUCGUUCAUCAGCAGAGCGGGUUUGAUGUGAAUAAUACAUUUUUUUGAUUUUCACCUUGGAAUGGAAUACAACACAAGAAAUCAGCGUCAACUUUAAUCUACAAUGAUUUCCCCGUGCGUCAUUGCGUUUUAGGGAUCAGAGGCUGGGUGUUUUUGUGCGUUGAAGGACAAUUGGACUUCCCUCAAGAAGGUUUUUUUUUUUAUUUUAUAGAAAAAAACAGCUACCAACAAUGUCCAAGACACUGAAAAAGAAGAAGCACUGGUCCACUAAAGUGCAGGAGUGCACCGUGUCGUGGGGGGGUUCCGUGGAGUUGGUCACGGUAGUUGAGGUGCGAGGCGGCGCUGAGCUCGGAGAGUUCCCCUACCUCGGACACAUAGUUUCGGAGGCGUUGGUUUGUCACGGCGGGAGGUUCCCCAGCAGCGGGGACGUGCUGCUGGAGGUGAACGGCACGCCAGUGAGCGGACUCACCAACCGAGACACACUGGCUGUCAUCAGACACUUUCGGGAGCCAAUACGCAUGAAGACUGUGAAACCAGGUAAGGUGUUGAAUACUGAUUUGCGUCACUACCUCAGCCUGCAGUUUCAGAAGGGCUCCCUGGACCAUAAGCUGCAGCAGGUGAUCAGGGACAACCUGUACCUGCGCACCAUUCCCUGUACCACUCGGCAGCCCCGGGAGGGGGAGGUUCCUGGAGUGGACUACAAUUUCAUCAGUGUGGGAGAGUUUCGUGACCUGGAAGAAAGUGGACUGUUGCUGGAGAGCGGCACCUACGAUGGAAACUACUAUGGGACCCCUAAACCUCCCGCAGAGCCCAGCCCCGUGCAGCCAGACUUGGUGGACCAGGUUCUGUUUGACGAGGAAUUCGACACGGAGGUCCAGCGAAAACGCACAACUUCUGUCAGCAAGAUGGACCGAAAGGACAGCGCGCAACCAGAAGAGGAGGAGGAAGAAGAGAGGCCUCCUAUGGUUAACGGCCUCGCUGAGCACAAGGCGGACAAGGCGGAGUGGAGGAAGACGGUGCCCAGCUACAACCAGUCAGCCGGGGCGAUGGACCUGCGUGCAUGGAACCCGCCGGAUGAAAGCCAGGAGUCCUUGCCUAAAAACUGGGAGAUGGCAUACACAGAGACCGGCAUGGUGUAUUUCAUAGAUCACAACAGCAAGACCACCACCUGGCUGGAUCCACGCCUCGCCAAGAAAGCCAAGCCUCCGGAGAAAUGCGAGGAAGGAGGUGAGGCAAUAGCUGAAGAGCUGCCCUACGGCUGGGAGAAGAUUGAGGAUCCCCAGUUCGGCACCUACUAUGUAGACCACAUCAACCAGAAGACCCAGUUUGAGAAUCCAGUAAUGGAAGCUAAGAGGAAGCUGAGCGUCGACAUGCCCGCCGCAGUGCAGCCGCCGGCAGCCACGCCCUCAGAGGAGCCUGGAAGGGGUGUGCGAGGCUUCACACGUGAUCCGUCUCAGCUGCAGGGCACCAUCCUGCAGACAGCACUUAGAAAAAGCCUCCAGGGCUUCGGGUUCACCAUCAUCGGAGGAGACCGGCCCGAUGAGUUCCUCCAGGUCAAAAACGUCCUUCCGGAUGGGCCUGCGGCACAUGACAACAAGAUCGCCUCAGGUGAUGUGAUCGUGGACAUCAACAGGACAUGCGUGCUGGGGAAGACUCACGCCGAUGUGGUGCAGAUGUUCCAGUCCAUCCCCAUAAACCAGUAUGUAGACAUGGUCCUGUGCCGGGGCUACCCACUGCCUGAGGACUCCAGCAGCAGUGAGGAGGCCUCGGGAGGCGUCGGCACCUCCAAGGACACUUCCCCUUCUCCCUCGACCUCCACGCCACAGGAGCCCCACUACACAGUCCCAGACGGAGGAACCCUCCCCAGGCAGACGGCCGCGGUGGCACCCAUGAUCAACGGAGGACGCCACCACCACCACCACCACCAUCCACACCAGCAGCACCACCACCACCACCACAUUCCUCAAGUCCCCAACCAAGACGGACCUGACCCCACUCUGUUACAGCCAGAGCUGGUGAGCGUGCCCUUGGUAAAAGGCCCCGGAGGCUUCGGAUUCGCCAUCGCGGACUGCCCCCUCGGCCAAAAGGUGAAGAUGAUCCUGGACGCGCAGUGGUGCCGCGGCUUGUUAAAGGGCGACGUCAUCAAGGAGAUCAACAGGCAGAACGUCCAGACGCUGAGCCACUCCCAGGUGGUGGACAUCCUCAAAGACCUGCCCGUGGGCAGUGAGGUCAACGUGCUCGUGCUUAGAGGAGGUCAGACGUCUCCUGUGAAAUCUCUGAAGCCGUGCACAGCUCCCAUGUCCCAAGCCCUAUCCCAGCCUACUCCUCAACAGGCACCCCACCCCGUGCCCCAGCAGUUGCCCCACCCGUCCUCUCAGCCUGUCACGCAGUCGCAGCGACAGGAGAUGAUGAGCAGCACGGAGACCAUCGGCCAGUCCAGCGGCGAGGCGGCCCCCAAUCCGCUCCCUUUCCCUGCCAACACCCUGCGCUCGUCUUCGCCCAAACCGGAUGCAUCCGAGCUCUACCUCAAGUCCAAGGCCAUGUUGGACAGCAAGCCUCCUAAUACCAAGGACCUGGAUGUGUACAUCAAAAGGAACCAGGAGUCGGGCUUUGGCUUCAGAGUCCUCGGAGGAGAGGGGCCAGAUCAGCCGGUGUACAUCGGCGCCAUCGUGCCGCUCGGUGCAGCCGAGAAGGACGGGCGCCUGCGGGCGGGGGACGAGCUGCUUUGUAUAGACGGCGUGCCGGUCAAGGGCAAAUCUCACAAACAAGUGCUGGAGCUGAUGACCAACGCUGCCCGUAACGGCCAAGUCAUGCUCACGGUUCGCAGGAAACUCGCACUCUCAGACGGUGAAGGAGGGGAGGAGGAGAGCAGUCAGCAGCCCCAGCAUGUAGCGUCUGUCCUGGUCAACAGCUCCCCCAAGAUGCCUCGAGUCGAGGUUCCCAAUGCCGUCCAGUCCCUUCAGUCCUCUCGGCCGGAGAGCUUCGACGUUACUCUGCAGCGCAAAGACAACGAGGGAUUCGGCUUCGUUAUCCUGACGUCCAAGAACAAGCCCCCACCCGGAGUUAUACCUCACAAGAUCGGACGUAUUAUCGAAGGCAGCCCUACGGACCGUAUAGGUCAGAUGAAGGUGGGAGACCGUAUCUCCGCUGUCAACGGGCGCUCGAUCAUGGAGCUGUCGCACAACGACAUCGUCCAGCUCAUCAAGGACGCCGGAAAUUCCGUCACCCUCACCGUCGUGCCUGAAGAUGACAGCGCUCCACCAUCUGGAACAAAUUCAGCCAAGCAGAGCCCUUCGACACAGCACAGAGCGAUGGGCCAACAGCCUCCCAGCUAUCCAGACAGCAGGAAUGGCGACACCGAGAUGAAGAACUCCCUUUUACCAAAAGAAAUGGGAACACUCAUCAUGCCCGGCUCUAAGCCGGGCUGUUUUGUGGUGGAACUGGAGCGCAGCCAGCGCGGCUUUGGCUUCAGUCUGAGAGGAGGGAAAGAGUACAACAUGGGUCUGUUCAUCCUGCGAUUGGCCGAGGACGGGCCUGCUCUUAAAGACGGCAGGAUACACGUCGGAGAUCAGAUAGUGGAGAUCAACGGCGAGGCCACCCAGGGCAUCACACACACUCGGGCAAUCGAGCUGAUCCAAGCAGGAGGCAGUAAAGUUCAUCUGCUGCUGCGACCUGGCCAGGGCCUAGUCCCCGAUCACAGUUCAAAGGACAAAGUAACCAUUCCAACCUCAAGCUUUCCCAGACUUUCUGUAUCUGACGGGCAGUCAUCUCCAGCCUCUCCAUCCUCUGUCUCCCUCUCUACCUCGGAACUGUCCCCAUCUACGCCCAAGACAACCGCCCCUGAUGAGUUCUCCGGGGCGUCUGGAUCCCCUGGCGCUGGGCAGGAGCACGGCAGACAGGCUACCAGAUCUAAAGGACAGCAGCUCCCUCACCACAACCACAAGCGUACCACCAGCCCUAGCAACCAGACCAGAAAAACAGGCAGGAGUGACUCCAAGCCUGCAAGUCCCAUGAGAGCCACCAAUGCCUGGGCAGAUCACGUAGAGCGCUCUCCGAGUCCCAGGAAAACAGAGCGAGGCUACAGUGGAUCCCUGGAGGAUAUGAGCAAAGAGAGAAAAGCUCAAGGGCAGAGAGACCACCGCACUUCUAGUCCCAGGAGAAGCAGCAAGAGGGAGCAGGAUCCUUCUGUGCCUUUGAAGAACCUGGUGGAGCCCCAGAGCCCCAGGCGUCCAGCUGGCCAACAGCCCGGCGUUGCCUACGGAGAAGGGAAGGACAGGAGGUACAAGGAGGAGGAUGGAGCCUACUGGCAGGAGAGGGGAGCUACAGAGAGUGGAGACAAAAGCUGGGGGACCAGCGAACGCCACAUGAAGAACAAAAAGGCUGAGCAAGAGGCAGCGGCACAAAAACCCCAUUCCCAAACGCACAGGGAGAGGGCAGAGUUGGACGUGGAUACUGGGACCCUGAGCCGGAGGAGCGCGAGGGAGAAGGCAGAUAAGGAAUACCGGGACGAAAUGAAUAAAAAGGACCCCAGAGGUUCGAGCAGUAGCAUCCAGGACCCCAGCUGCAACGGGACCACCACAAGCAAGAAGACUCCCAUCACCCCCGGUCCAUGGAAAGUUCCCAGUUCUGCCAAGAUCCAGUCCCAGGUGGACACAGCAUACGCAGAUGUCUGAUGUCCUCCCCAGGACUCUCUGCGUAUAUAGAAGCGAAAGCUGAGCCUCUGAAAGAUGGACAUUUAAAAAAAAAUGGAAGGAUUUCUUUUUUUUUUUUUUUUUUAAGCAAUCUCGGACAAAGCAGAUCACUGUGUAACCAGCAGCAUCUUCAUUGCUUCUUUUUAUUUCACCCAGUUUGCCUCGGUCAGUUUGCAGAAAUCUGAUCUUACAUGCGUGCUCGUACCUACAUGAGUAUUUGUACUGAAUGAUGAUGUGUGAACGUGUGUGUGUGUGUGUGUGUGUGUGUGUGUGUGUGACAGGUUGAUUCUGAGUGUUUCUUUUUUUUUUUUUUUCGGAUGUGACACUGAAGUCUAUUUUGUGCCAUUCAGGGACUCCGGUUGUAAAGAAGCUGCUCCGUAUAGCACUCACUGUGAGACUCGUCUGUGGGUAAUGAGAUGAAAUGCUCUCCCUGUCUAUCCACCUCGAUGAAGGAUCCUUCUUUUUCUUUUUCUUUUUUUUUUUUUUACGUCACUUUGAAGGUUUUUGAAGACAUAUUCAUGCAAUCACUCGGCUUUUCUUUCCCCGGCGAGAUUGAUUCGCCGUCGCUCGUCACUGAUGGAUGUGAGUGAGGCUGGUGAGGCUGCAGUGGGGGUGACAAGAGUGUCUUCUAAAUCAGUGUACUGUCCUGUUUUUGUUUCGAGAGCCCGACUAUGGUUGUGAACUGUAUGCGUGAUACACGUGAGAAGACACUGAUUCCAUUAGCUUAUUGGAGGGUGGACUUCCCCCCGGAGCUUUAUAUGCAUCAAUCAGCAGACCAGAUACUUGUGGUUAUAGUUCUAAUGUUUGUUACAUCUAUGUUAAUAAUAAAGCAUUAUGUAAUUUAUUGAAGAUAUACGUAAACAAAACUGUUAGUACACACAUCCAUUCGGAGUCAUUUCACUUUUUUGAUGUGGACUUGGUGAUAGAAGUCGAAUGUGUAGAUGAGCACCACCGUCUGAAAUACUAACAUGAAUCAAUCUAUACAUUCUAUUUCUAUGAUUGAUCAUUGUCUGUAAACGAUCACAUGAGCCUGAUUCAUAAUGUUGUCUACUGUUAACAGCUCUGUAUUCUAGGUCCUCUGGCUACGUGUGUAUGUAUACAAGCUGACUGGUAGGCCUAUGUGUUUUUAGAUAUCGCUGUAGCAUUGACUAUAAUCCCAAAAAAAAACAAGAAACAAACAUAUAUUAUUUAACAAAGUGAUUACACAUAUAUCGACACAUUAUUUAGAUGAGUUGAGCUGAACAGAGCUUGAUUGUAAGACUCUCUGCCUUCGACUUAAAAACUCUAAGAGACAUUUGUAUUUUUAUCCUCAUAAAUGUAGGCACAAGAAAAAACAAAAAACAUAUCGUUCAUUCUAACCUCCAAAUCUAUUUUUGAACAUUUUUUUUUUAUUUAGUGUGUGUGACCCUUAAUGUGAGUAAAACAAAAUAUAUAGUAUAUACGUUUUUUUUGUUUUUUUUUGCUUCAUUGUUAAUCAUCACCAACAUCGUGGCUGUCACGUUUAUGUUAUGAAUAAAGUCAGACUCCCCCCCCCAAAAAAGGCGGUUAAUGCAGUUAACAGUCCCCCAGCAGUACGCUGUCCUUUUGGUGGUUUGCACACAAGUGCAUAAUGUGAAAAAAAAAAGAAAAGAAAAAGGCUUGGCUGCUUGUUUUUGGGAGUCUUAUUUGAAAAAGACAAAUAUACAUAUAUAUUUUUUUAAUUUAUUGGGAUCAGUUGUGCCCGGCUCUGAAGACAAAAAAAUGUAGUGUUGUUUUUUGGUGUUGCUACUGUGGAGUACAGAGACAUCUAGUGGUUCAUUAUAAACUGCCACUCACAAACUAGUCUUUGCUUGAACCGUACCCUCAUCAGCCUGUUUAAGGAUGUACAGAAGUAACACAGCAGCAUCUCUCUCGGGUCUGUGAGACCACUUACUAAUUUAUUGUCCACCUUUUUAUUGUCGAUACGACAGGCUACUGUAUUAUUUACUGUUCACGCCAUUACCAUGUAUGAUACCGUGGCCUUGCAUUGCUCCGACAUAUAUGAGAAAGAGAAAAAUAAAUAAAAAAACUUUUAGUUUUGACAUCAUGGUAGUUGUAAAUGUUUAUAAAUUGUACAGCACCUGUAUAAAAUAUUUGCCUUCAUGCAGAAAAGAAUCCUCUGUAAAUCGUUUCAUUAUUUUUUUAAGGGAAGUGAGAGGAAAUGUAAAAUGGGUGAAAAGAAAUAAUCUGGUCAUGGCAUUCUGUUCAUGCACUGAUAAAUAAAGGUU